Phyllostomus hastatus (greater spear-nosed bat) is the source of this 4330-nucleotide messenger RNA. RefSeq names its product zinc finger protein 660 (gene ZNF660). The transcript has 2 exons. The coding region runs from base 323 to 1330 and encodes 335 amino acids. Gene Ontology annotation, molecular function: DNA-binding transcription factor activity, RNA polymerase II-specific; RNA polymerase II cis-regulatory region sequence-specific DNA binding. Gene Ontology annotation, biological process: regulation of transcription by RNA polymerase II. Lineage: Eukaryota; Metazoa; Chordata; Mammalia; Chiroptera; Phyllostomidae. The record is from RefSeq and is a predicted model, not a curated record.
GGGAGUAGGGCAUGAGGCAGGAAGAAGGCAGGGUGGACCGCGUCCUACUCACUGUUCACUCUGAUGCUGGACCCGCUGGUCCAUGAGGCUUCACCUUGGCCUCUUUGUCUGACCUCAUUUUCUCAUCGUGUUUGCUCAGUUCCCCUGCCUUUGAACACUUCCUCUUCCAGAUGGUGAGACUGGCACUGAGGAGGUGUUGAUUCCAGAGUAUCAUUUCUGAAACGUCCAAUCUCAUACUUUCAAGAGAACUCCACUGAGGUGUUGCCAAGGGAGUCAAAACCUAGAAAGGGAAAGAAGACUCAAAAGGCCACUGGGAUGUUCCAUGCAAGAGAAAAUGAGGAGAAAGACAAGAAGCUUCAAACAUAAGACAGUUAAAGACAACAAGACACUCCCAGGAGCAAGUGACCAAGCAUCUGGGAAAGAUGGUAGUCAGUGCUCUGGUCCUGCAGCAAGCGAGAGGGUUCAGGCCGGGAAGAGACGGUAUGUCUGUGCCGAGUGCGGGAGGGCCUUCAGUCAGAGCGCAAACCUUACGGUGCAUGAGCGGACCCACACAGGAGAGAAGCCCUACAAGUGCAAGGAGUGUGGAAAGGCCUUCAGCCACAGCUCCAACCUGGUGGUUCAUCGGCGAACCCACACUGGCCUGAAGCCCUACACUUGCAGCGAGUGUGGGAAGUCUUUUAGCGGUAAGUCGCACCUCAUUCGGCACCAGGGGAUCCACAGCGGGGAGAAAACUUAUGAAUGUAAGGAGUGUGGGAAAGCUUUUAGCCGGAGUUCAGGUCUCAUUUCACAUCACAGAGUUCACACUGGGGAGAAGCCAUACACCUGUAUCCAGUGUGGGAAAGCCUUUAGCCGUAGCUCAAACCUCACUCAACAUCAGAGAAUGCACAAAGGCAAAAAAGUUUACAAGUGUAAGGAAUGUGGGAAAAUGUAUGUGUCUAAUACAAAGAUUAUGGACCAUCAGAGAAUUCACACAGGGGAAAAGCCUUAUGAGUGUGAUGAGUGUGGAAAAGCUUUCAUCCUAAGGAAGACCCUUAACGAACAUCAGAGACUUCAUCGUAGAGAGAAGCCUUACAAAUGUAACGAGUGUGGGAAAGCUUUUACUUCUAAUCGAAACCUUAUUGAUCAUCAGAGAGUUCACACUGGAGAGAAGCCCUAUAGCUGUAACGAGUGCGGAAAGACCUUCAGGCAGACCUCCCAGGUUAUCCUACAUCUGAGAACCCACACCAAGGAGAAGCCCUAUAAAUGCAGUGAGUGUGGGAAAGCAUAUCGUUACAGCUCACAGCUAAUUCAGCACCAGAGGAAACAUUCUGAGGAGAAAGAAACCUCAUAAAUAGCAUGUACUGUUGGUAGGAGGACUAAUUGCUACUUUUCAGAAAAGCAGGUUUUCAGUGUCAUCAGCCUUAAUUGUAUUUCUAAGAAUCCAUACAGGGAAAGUAAUCAGAAACAGACUGAUUAAUACUUGAGAGAUUCAUGCCAGCAGGGGUAUAAUUAAAGGAAGAAAACUAGGUUUUCAGUAGCACAGGCUUUAAAUUCAUGGUUUGCAGUCACUGUAAAGAUUUUUAAAGAAUAUUUAAUGCCAUGGGGGAAAUGAUUUAGAUAAAAUGGGAGAUAAAAGAAAGAAAAAACAAGGAAAUAUGAUCCAAAUGGAAACAAAGCAUUUCUGCGUUGGACAAAGAUGGGUAAGAAGUGAUACCACACCACAGUGUUAACAGUGACUACCUCCGGGUGAUAGGGUUGUAAGUGUUCCUAUUUUCUUCUUUAUACUUUUCUGUGUGUUUUAGACUUUUCUACAACGAGAACGUACUUUUGUAUACUUAGGGGAAAAGUCCAGUAUUUUUUAAAUGCGGUGAGUACAUGCUCACUUUGACUACACGGUGUCGGGGACGGCGCGUAGAACACAGACUCCGGCGUCCUGGGAUGGCACCCUCACGCCGGCUUGCAGUGGCAGCGCCGCCAAGAGCCAGCCACUUCCUUUGCGGGCCCGUUUCCUGUGCAGUAAAAGCAGAAACAGCAGUCCUCGGUCUCUUUUCAGCUGUAAGAAAAGCUGACUUGACGGUGGCCAACAAAAUGUGUGUCCACGUCCUUAACCACUGUUAGGUUAAAAGCACACGGCGAACGUUUAAAUGCCCUCCUUUCCCACAGCUGUCUGGGGAUCUGCCGAUAGUAGCCACCUGCCCGGGCGCCAUCUGGUCCACAGAUGUCUACCAAAGCGGCAGAAACGUGUGCUUCUGGAAUUGAAAUGACUGCAGGUUCCUAGCCUUCCAAAAGAUCCAGUCAGCGGAACCUGGCAUAGAGGAAGACCGCCUUCACGUGUUAUGUGGAGCUUUGUAGCUGAAAGUGUGGCCUUUGGGGUCAGAGACACACGUGUUCUCACCCCAAAUGGACACACCAGCUUGUCAAUUCUGGACAAGCCACUAACUGCUCUUAGCCUCAGAUGUGUCUGGAAAAAGGGAGUAACUACCGACCUCACAGGGUUAUCAUGAGGAUUAAAUGAGAUACUAACACAUGUAAUGUGUGGCAGCCUGGCACAUGGUGAAUAAUAAUUGCUUAAGUGUAGGACAUCGGGGCAGUGUUCUAAACACUUAGCAAGAGCUGUUCCAGAAGAGGUUUACCUAAGGUAGCACUGAGGAUAUUUUCAUGUGUGAUGAACAUGAUGCCAAGUACUAGUGGCUUAGACCUUAGGAACAUUGUUUAGUUAAGGGGAAGGCUAGAGGUAAGCCAUUCCAAAUUUUGUUUGGCAACUCAGCAGUUUAUCAAACUUCCACCUCAGCUCCAUAAUUUUCAGCACGUUGGAUUUCACGUUUUGCAACCUCAUGGCUGCAAGGUGGUGGCUGCCGCUUCAAGCUCCGCCCACAACUCCUUCAAACUCGGGGAGUGGGGAAAGGAGCUGAGGCCUUGUCACCUGCUUCCUUUCCCCGUGUAUCACUGAGAGAAGCCUUUGCUAGAAGAAGGGAGCGAUUCUGUGUGGUCAGUACUGUGGGUGCUCCCUAGCUCCCUCUGGCCUUCUGUGUGUUCAGCCCUCCAAGAAGGCCUUAGACCGUUUUCAGCCAGCAUUUUAAACUUGUUUAAGUGCUUAGUUAAAAAUCCCUCUGGGAACACUGGAAUAUCCGCAUACUUAACUCAGCCAUCCCUCUUUCUUUCUACACAGCAAGUCCCUAAGCCUAAUGCUGUUUGUCUUAUGUCCAUAGUUUAUCAUUUCUGGGACUGUUGAGUGUGUGUUUUCUCAUUUGAUCAUCAUAACAUUUGUACAAGAGAAUUGAGUGAGGUUAGGUGACUGGCUGGUAAGUGGAUGGAGCCAGGAUUUGAACUCAGAUGUGACUUUCAAGUCCUUGCUUCCUCUGACAGCGUGCCUCAGCCCCCCAUGGUGGUUGUAUCCGUGAGUGGGAGACCAGUUGAGAUUCUUCUGAGCGGCCAUUUCUCUCAGUGGUCAGUGUAUCUGCACAAUUCUUUUAUCAUGGUUUCAUAAGGAAGGUGCUAUCAGUGUUUUCUGAGUUAGAUUUAUGGCCUAUCUCCGCACCUUAUAACUUAGUUUUAAGGAUUAUGUAUGUUUACCUUGCUGUUACUGGCAGGAAGGAAGUGUGAAAUAUGAAGGGUCUAUUUGUGUGAAAAAGGAUUGUCUCAUUUUGUUCUAUUUUCAUAGGAUGCUGGCUCACACAUCAUUUUCUGAUGUAGUAGUCCCCCUUUGCACAGUAGUCCAAAGCGAGGUUGGGAGGCUCUGGAACAGGUUGCUGCGUUCGGGGGAUAGGGCGGAAUCACUGGUCACCUUAGGUGGCACCUUCCCCAGCAGUCUGGGUGGGCCUGAGGCUAGGGGACUCCACGUGUGACAGUGGCUAAACAGAACAGUGAAGGGCACUCCCAUCAUCUUGCCCUUGUCACGGUUCCUGUCACAAGUUGUAUUCCAUGCCUUUUGUCAUGCCAGCCCCCCGCACCUGCUGAUCACCUGUGUGGAAGGUGACUCGCUGUGCCGGGCGCCGACUAGCCUGCCCAAACCGCUCUGAGGACACAGGCAGGCAGCUUUCGUGUGCCUGGCAGGGCUUGUCUCGUGCACACUUACUAUUGCCGGGCAGAGCUGUUGACGCAGAGACGUUGGUCCUGUAUUUCUGAGCAGGUGUUCUCUGAACAAGACAUUUUCCUGCCGAGGUCCGGCCGCAGCGGGGUCCAGGGGUUCCUGAAAGGUGGGUAAGGCGUCGGCGAUGGGAGACAGACGACAGCACGCCUCAGAGGACGGUGAAGCUCUGUUCCGUUUAUUGCAAGCACAAGCAGGUUUUUAUACUUUCAUUUGUGGUAGUGAUUAACAUUUGCGAUUAGGUGAAGCAGAAAAUAAUAUAAA